This is a messenger RNA of Sinocyclocheilus anshuiensis, 344 nucleotides long. Its product is annotated as epididymis-specific alpha-mannosidase-like. The record is from RefSeq and is a predicted model, not a curated record. The annotation marks the transcript as partial. Gene Ontology annotation, cellular component: lysosome. The transcript has 2 exons. Lineage: Eukaryota; Metazoa; Chordata; Actinopteri; Cypriniformes; Cyprinidae. Gene Ontology annotation, molecular function: alpha-mannosidase activity. Gene Ontology annotation, biological process: mannose metabolic process.
UGAUCACACGCAGUCAUGAGACUCUCUUGAAACACCGGUUACGAUGUUUCGGUGAUCUUGUAGUGACAAUGGUGUUUUUAUCUUUCUUUCUCGGUUUACUGCUCGUGACGGCCUCUGAAAACGAUGCAGCCGAGAGGAUUCAAGCUUUCGUCAUUCCUCACAGUCAUAUGGAUGUUGGCUGGGUGUACACGGUCCAGGAGAGCAUGCAUGCAUACGCCAGCAAUGUGUACAGCAGUGUAGUUGAAGAGCUGUCACGAGUCAAAAGCCGCAAAUUCAUCGCAGUUGAACAGGAGUUUUUCCGACUCUGGUGGGUGAAUGUGGCAACAGAUUGGCACAAGAAACAG